CCGAACUAAAUGCCAUCUUAGAACAAUUCAGACGUGUCAUAGCUGAAACAAAUGGAACCAAGGCUGCAUCAAGUAAUUUUUCAGAUAAUACCCUAAAACUAUUAAAAGACUUAAUGAACAGAAAAUCUCUUCAAGUGCCAAAUAUUUAUUACCAUUUGCCUCAUUUAUUGGACAAUGAAGGAAGCCUUCAACCUGCCGUGCAGAUUGGUUUUGGAAGAGCAAGAGUUUCAAUAGUAAUGGGAAUUCCCACAGUGAAGAGAAAAGUAAAGUCUUACCUUGUAGAAACUCUUCAUUCCCUUAUUGAUAAGUUAUCUCCUGAAGAGAUGUUGGACUGUAUUAUAGUAGUUUACAUAGGAGAGACGGAUCUAGAAUAUGUACACAGUGUUGUAGCUAUUCUGGAGAAAGAAUUUUCUACGGAAAUCAAUUCUGGUUUGAUGGAAAUAAUAUCCCCUCCUGCAACUUAUUAUCCUGACUUCACAAACUUAAAGAAGACAUUUGGAGACUCAAAAGAAAGAGUAAAGUGGAGGACAAAGCAAAACUUGGAUUAUUGUUUUCUUAUGAUGUAUGCUCAGGAAAAAGGCAUUUAUUACAUUCAGCUUGAAGAUGAUAUUGUCGUUAAGCAGAAUUACUUCAGUACGAUAAAGAAUUUUGCACUUCAGGUCUCUUCUGAAGACUGGAUGAUUUUGGAGUUUUCUCAGCUUGGAUUCAUUGGUAAAAUGUUUCAAGCGUCAGAUAUUACUUUGAUUGUAGAGUUCAUAUUUAUGUUUUACAAGGAGAAACCUAUUGAUUGGCUUUUAGACCAUAUACUUUGGGUGAAAGUCUGCAAUCCUGAAAAAGAUGCAAAACAUUGUGAUAGGCAAAAAUCAAAUCUACGAAUUCGAUUCAGGCCUUCCCUUUUCCAGCAUGUUGGUUUGCACUCAUCACUGGAAGGAAAAAUUCAGAAACUCACAGAUAAAGAUUUUCUGAAGCCAUUACUUCACACAAUGCAUGUAAACCCACCUGCAGAAGUAUCUACUUCUCUGAAGGUCUACCAAGGACACACAUUGGAAAAAACUUACAUGGGAGAGGAUUUCUUCUGGGCUGUUACCCCAAUUGCUGGGGACUACAUAUUAUUUAAAUUUGAUAAACCAGUUGAUGUGGAAAGCUACUUGUUCCAGAGUGGUAAUCCAGAACAUCCAGGAGAUAUACUGAUAAAUACAACUGUGGAAGUUUUGCCUUUUAAGGGUGAAGAGUUGGAAAUAAGCAAAGAAACCAAAGAUAAUCAAUUAGAAGAUGGUUAUGUCAGAAUAGGAAAAUUUGAAGGUGGUGUGGCAGAAGGGAUGGUGAAUCCCAGUCUAAACCCCAUUUCAGCCUUCCGUCUUUCAGUCAUACAGAAUUCUGCAGUUUGGGCUGUUCUUAAUGAGGAAAUGUUAUCAUAUUUGCAAACUUGAAGACAAAUGAUGUGACAGAUUUUUAGUGAAAGGUACUGUUGCAGCCAUACUGCAUUUCUCCACUGAUUUAAUUUGCAUUUUAAAGUUAUAAACCUAGUGUCCAAGAAAUACAAUUGCAUAAUUGAUUUACAUGUAAUUCCAAAAUACUAGUGUAGGUUUUUGUUUUUUAAUCAACUCCAGAAAUUAUCUUUGUAAAGCUUUUUCUUUUAUUAAAGAAGCUAAAAGUCUAAGGAUGAUGCAAGAUGCAAAUAUUUUGAUUCAUUUCGUGUUGGUUUUCUUGCUCAUAAUUUCUUGCCAAAAAAUAAUUUUUCUGAUUUUAUUUUUUUUAAAAGAUGCUAAUGUCCAAGUUCAGUUUAAAGUUUGCCUUUGAGUUUAGUUAUUUCUGAGUCAGUUUGGUCAAAAUUUCUAAAGCAGAUAAUUCAAAAAGGAAGAAAAAAAUUUUAGCCGUUUCUGGGCAUACAUAUGAGGAGUCUUCUUAAUUGGCUGUUACAGCAGUUAAUAGAAUCAUUCCAAGUGCCAAGAGCCCCUCAGAUGCAGCCUCCAUCAGCUGAAUUAUUAUUUAAAUAAACUGCUUUGGGACAAGAUGGGGGAAUUUAAACGAGAGUAUUGAGAAACUGAUAUAGUUGAUAUUGCACCUUGCCAUUUUAAAAUUCAUUCCAGUCAGUCUGGUGGUCUUACCCGUCCCCCUUCCUUCUCCCUGAAGUCCUUAGCAAUCCCUUUUCUGAACUCCUAUUAGUUAUACUAUGCCACAGACUUGUGUAUUUAUGUCAGAAGUUUUAAGCUCCUGCCAUCAUUUCAGACAUGGUGAAAUUUUCUCAACCAGAGUUUUAGCUCUUGGAGAGCAUCUGUUUCUCUCUCAUACACAUUUUCUCUUUCAUGAAUCACUUUCUCUUCCUCUUCCUUUUCUGCUUCUGUCCUUCUUCUCCCACCUUCUCUCUGUAAGAGGUGGCAUGAAGUAGUCACUUAACCCCUCAAGCUCUAGGCAGUGAAAGUGCAGAUCUGCAGGCUUAGAGGGAGUUUUCUCAUCUUGGGGCUCCCUGUACCAAUGAAAUCACUGGUCCCAGUCCCAAAUCCUUACCCCUAAUUUGUUUCUGCAUACCCCACAAGGCCUAGCACAGUACUAGGCACAAAGGUGCUCAAUAAAUACUUGUUGGUUGGUUUGUUCAUUGUUUCUCCUAUUUCUAGUGCAGGUCAAACACCCUCACAAAUUAAGGGCUCCAGCAUGGCACAAAGAUCCCUGUAAAAGAAUUACAACUUAGUUCUUCAGAUUGAGUUUAGGUUUUAAAGUGUAAAAGGCAGAACUGUGUUGUAAUAAGAGAUAUCUUGAAGGGAAGAUAAAUGGAUUUUCAAGAAUAGAUGAAUGUAAGUUUAUCAUGACUCAAACCUACUUUUGUUUAUGUUGAGUAAUGGUAUAUUUAGUUUUAUAUUCAGAACAAGUGCUACUUUUCUGAUGUAUGCUUUCACAUUAGUCAGAAAACAUUUAGAUACUUGAAGUGUGCUAACAAACAUUUUAGUUGCAUUGAUAACUCAAGGUCAAAGCUCAUGACCACAUACAUGUAGAUACAACUUGUAUCUGAGGAUUAUCCAGUGGUGAAAGCUAUUAGAACAUUAUAUUAAAUGUAUAUUAAAAUGAAAAAAGCUCCCCAUAAAGUGUUGGAAAGAAUUGGAUUUUUCCAUAAAGUAACAAAACUUUGAAGGUUGCCUUACAGGAUUUAAAAAUCUGUAGCUUUCAAAAAGAAAGCUGUUUUGAUACCAACAUCUACCAUCAGAUUACUAAAAAAGAUUGGUCAUUCAGAAACAGUAGUUUUAAGAAAAACCAUUAUAAAACUGAAACAUAAAAGAGAAGCUGUCAUGUUGGAUAUUCAGAGACACGUGAAUAUGUUAGCAAUCAUAUCCCUAAAGCUUUACCCUGUACAUUCUCUCCCACAAACAUUGUAUAGGCUAGGGAGAUCAGUAACCAGAGGUUGCAGGUGAAUUAUUAGCACUUCCUAAUUAAGUGCUGGAGCCACAGUAUAGUUACAGGAUCCCAGAAUUUGUGUUAAUUAAGAGUGACGGGUAAAAAAAUACACUGUAUCUUUCUUUCUGGAAAGGAUACUAUCUGAUUAAGUUCUUAGAGGGUAUAGUAAUCAUUAACUAAUUAAGACUACUCUUGAAUUUGAAUAAUUAUUGUCUAAACCCAUUUUGGAAUUUUAAAUUAGACAACCCAUAUUUGGAGUAAGUAAAAAUUAUUUGUUUUUCACUAUGCAGUGUUCAUACUAUGUUGCAGGACUUGGAGGAAGAACUAAUACUUGGUUACUUUAUAUUUGUCUUUAUAAUCCAGCAUAAAAAAGGUUAUACUAAUUUCUGUAUUUUUAUAUGUUGGAAACUGUUCAAAAUGCCCAUAAUCAAUUACUUCAUAUGUCUAAUGAUAUUGUUAUAUCAGGUUUUUUUGUGCUUGUUUAAUAUUGCCAUACCCUCUAGAUUCAUAUAGUAAGACAUAUAGAAAUAAAGGAAAGAAAAUAAGAGAAUCUAAUAAUGUGGCCAGAAAUGCCAUUCAAAAAGUCCACUCAAUUUUCCUAAAAAUGGUCUUGAAAUGAAUUUAUUUGAUAAAUGCUACAAUAAGCCAAUGCUUUUUUGCUGUAUUCAUGCAUGUGCCCACUAAUGGCUAUGAGAGAAGAAUGCACUCAUGCUCUUGAGAAGUAGGAUUUUAUUUGUCACAUAUAUCAGUGAUAUUUUGGUCCAUUUCAAAGGAAGGAUGUCUUAUAUUAGAUCACACUAUGAGAAAGUUGUCUAGCUUCUUAAUGCUUAGAGAAUACAUAGUUUUAAGAAAGGUAAAUAAAAACAUUUCAAUGUAAAGUAUUCCCAAAGUAUUAUGAACAUUUUCUUGAUAAUGACUGUAAGCUCUGUAAAAGCAGAAAAUGUUGUAUAUUUUUUAAUCUUUUGAUUCCAGGCCCUAGCAUAGUGCUUCUUUCAUAAGUUAUUUAAAUGGGGACUAACUGCUUUUUAAAAGUUUGUGUAAACAAUAUGGGUUCUUUCUGCAAAGAAAUGUUUCUGAUGUACUUGAGUAUUACCACCUUCUAGUUAUGCCCUUGUAUUAGUAGCCAGUGCCAGAAUGCUUUAGUUGUGUUGACAUUACAUUUUAUUUUCCCUUAAAACUCAGUGUUUGCUAAGAUUUGGUGAAAACACUUUUUGAGGAAAUACUUUUUCUGAGCCUUAAAAAUGGCCGAUAGUGACAGUACUGUAAGAUGCACUGCCAGCAAAUAACUUUGGGCAUAUGACUUUUUUUAGAUGGAUAUAAAAUAUUUGUUUAGACACAGUUGUUCAUUUUUUUUUUGUUUAGUUUAGUUUUGUUUUUGGUAAUUAAAAAAAUUUAAAUGUGGAUCUUAACUUCAAUUCUUCAUUUGGAGAAAGAAGUUUUUCCUUUUUUAAGAGAAGAUAACAUUUGGAGAGAUCUUCCCAAUAGAAUCUUUACCUGACAGAUUCUGCAAGAGGCUUUUCUUCAAAAACUUGAUCUAUGUUUCCCUUAAAUGUCCUCAUUACUCAAUUGUGCAGUAUCUGCAGUAAUUCUUUUGAGUAUCUGUUGAAUUUUUAUAGGUAGUUGGAUCUUUGUUUGAAAUCUUGCUGCUAUAAAUUGAAAACCUUGUAAUAGGUUAUGUCGAUUGUGCCUUUCAUCACUGUUCUUUCUGUGCCACAGCUGUCCAUGUGUAUUUGAAAUAAAGAAUUUUUUAAAAAUUCAAGCAGAAUUCAAGGUUCAUUCUAAUAAAACAUUGUAAUAUGAAACAUAGAUUACACAGCAUUUUAUGGUCACAAAUCACAUACAUUAAUCUCAUUUGAUUGCCACAACAAACAGAAGAGAUGCAAAAAGUAUUCUAUCCCGGAGCAGUUAAGGGCAGAUAUGGAACGUAAGGUAUCGAGCCUCGGCAAGAGGACUAGUCCAGAAGACUUUGGUUCUAGUCUUUAUUCUUCUAUUACCUUGACCCUGGGUGGGCAUAUCACAGUCACUCUGGGCCCACUUCCUCAUCUAUGGAAUAGAUCCCUCUCUAUUUGUAGAACACUCUCAGUCACUCACAUCACUAUUUUAAUGUAACACCCCAUUUUCAGUUAUAAAAACAGUUGUGGCUAUAAAUCAAUACGUGCUACCAUGCCAUCUUUAGACUUUGGUGAUGAGUAAAUUUUUCAAAAAAAUCCUUGUUAUAUUUAAUGUGAGUAUAAUAACUGGUUAACAUUUGUAAAUGUUUAUUCCAUUCAGAAAACUGAAUUCACAAGAGGACGAAUGUAUACUCUUAAACUAAAGUUAAUGUACAUAUGCAUCUUGGGUGGUGGGACUAACAAUCAGAAAAUAAGUCAAAAACAUUUACAGUAAUUUACAUUCCUUUUGUUUCAGAUUACGUGUUAUUUUGUGUUUUUGUUAAUAUAUUUUAAUAGCUGCACAUGUAAAUGGAAACACAAAUAAAAUUUAUACUAAAAACCAUACUGACAGAGUUCCCAAAAUUUAAACAGCUAAAUUACAUAUUCCUUUUCAUAGGAAUAGUUCAUAAGGCUUGGCUGGGAGUCCCAAGCUGGAAACAAACACAUUUUUCCUAUAGAAAUGGUCAUGUUUUAGUUUGGUCAGAUGUUUCAGUCACAGAACAGGUCCACAAAAACCUAAAUAGGUACACAAAUAUCUACCUACCAAUUUACUUACUACUGUUUCUAUGGGGAAAUGUAUUUCCCACUGAAUACCCACAAUGGAACUAAGAUUAAAAAAAAAAAAGAUUCAUACUGCAGAAUGGUCCUUUAUUUUAUCAAAAGCAUUCACUGCAGGGUUCCUUUACACCUCACAUGUAUUUACCAAAAUUAUUUUUCUAAUUAUCUUUUCUGGAUUCCAUCCACAUCAUAAAGGGAGACAUACAUAUAACAUACCCUUACAAAUCUGGAUGUUUUGGGGGGGAGGGUGAUGAAGAUUCAGAACACUGCAUUUAUAAUCAAUUACAUAAUUUCUAAAACAGUGACAAUCAUUAAUCUCAUUUAGUGUCAAAGAAUAAAACACGAAACCUUCCAUAAGCACAGAUUCUUAAUUUUCUAGCAGUGCUUCCUCAGCAUUAAGUUCUUUGAUUUUACUCAGCCCUGUAAAGUACAGUGUGGGGAAACAGAUGCUUCCUACUAGUUCAACGUUCUUAGGUAACACCAAUCCUAGGUUUAUCCACUUCCCUGUCAAAGCCUUUCAGAGAUAUGCCCUAUCUGUUUGCUUUCACCACUGCCAAAACCCUGUUUUCCAACCAGGCUUCUCUGGGUACACAGACUCACACAUUCUCCCCUACUUUGUUAAUGAAACAAGCAUACAAUUCUCCAGAUGGUUUUAAAGGAUUUUCCUGCCAGUAAACAGAUAUAGGAAAACAGAGAAAGAUUUUGAAAUGGCAAGGAAAGUUAUAUAAUUCUAAAUCUUUACAACCUACUCAAAUGUUAGCAGUAGGUCUCCUUAGUUCUUAGUACCCCAUUUGCUGACCCAUCUUUUUAUCUUUAGGACUCAAAAUUACAAGCAGGGAUGUGCUUUACUGAACAGAUUUUAUUUCCUAAGGAAAUUACUCAGGUAGGAGUAGCUGAGACAGUUGAUGUUUUAAAAAAAAAAAAAAAAGUUUUUGCCCCAACUGUGUAGGGAUUAGAAGCCAGGUUAGAUUUAGGUUGUUAGCAAUAUUAGAUGAAUAGGUUCCUCAGUGUCCAUCCAAAUCUGCUAUUUAGUUGUCUUUAGACUUUCGGGUACUAAAUGAAAUGGCAGGUUUGCUAUACAAUUUAUCCAUGCCUCCCCUUGCAGUGUGUCUCUGGUCCUCCAUGCGUGAAGGCAGACUUCCCGUGGGCUUUAAACUGUUCUGCAUUGACCUUGAAGGUCCCUUCUGCUUCUGACUUUUGACUAAAUUCACACCUAGCAAGUCAAGACAAUUUUUGAUGUACAUGAAAUCUUACUUUUUCCAUUUACUGUGCUGAAGUAAUGGCUUUCGCUUAAAGGUUUCCAAAGUGCUUUAAACAUAUCUCAUCCUCAUUACACUCUAUAAAGGUUUGAUCAUCUCCAUUUUGCAGCUGAUUAAACUGAGGUUAAGUGUCUUGCCCAAGGUCACAAAACUACCAAGGGUCUGAGGAAGGAUGUGAAGGUAGGUUUUCCUGACUCCAAGCCUUGCACUCUUACCAUUUUCUACCCUACUGCUCAUAUAUGUUAAAUGAAUUUAUGUUCUCUAUAAUCUCUAGUCCUAUUGCCCCUGAAGCCUGUUUCCAUUUCAAUAGAUUACACAUGUUUUCUGUCUAUUCCCAUUUCAGAAAUCAUACUCCAUCUGAAUUUCCAGGUCAUUCAAUCCUGAACCAGAUGACUUGAUGAUGGCCAUUACUGGUGGAAGUUAAUAGUUUUGCCCCUAAGCAGAAUCAGAUAUAACAUAUAACAUGUCAAAUAAAUACCUGGAGGGUUUUAGUAGGCUACUAAAUAGAGAUAUGGAGCCCAAAAUAGAUAAUGUAAUCAUAAAGUUCAUUAAUUGAAUGUAUAGCGUAUAAAAUGAGGUAGAUGUAGCUAGGAUUCUGGCUUUGGUUAGGGUUAUACUAGAUGACAGGUCCUUUUGACGUGAUAUGAAAAUGGCCAUCAUGUCCCCCACUGAAUUUUCUCUGUUCCAGGUUAAACACCAUAGGUUCCCUUCAAUUCUCACAAAGCAGUCUCCACUCCUUCCAACAUGCACUAUAGCAUAUAAAAGUCCUUUCUAAAAUGUAGCAUCCGGAUCUAUCCUCAAUAAGUGAUCUGACAGCAAGAAUCACAGAUUUAGAACUAGAAGACACGAACAAGGCCACAAAUCCAAUCCCUAUUUUAAUUGUUAAUCCCAUCCACACUUCUCUCCAAAUUCCAGACAGUACAUAUCUAUUUAAUAAAAGGGGCUAAAAAUGCAUUAGUUGUUUUGGCUGCCAAAGAAGAGUUAACUCCUAUCGAGCAUGCAGUUCACCAAAAUCUCCAGUCUUUUUCACAGGAGUCACUGUCUAGCCACAUCUUCAUCCUAGAAUUGAUUUUUAAAGACUCAAGUGUUGGAUUUGUUAACAUUCAAGUCAACCAAACAGUUAACUAGCCAUUUGCAAGGCACAGUGCUAAGUACUAGGGAUAUAAAUAAAAACCAAUUCAUCCAUUCCCUCCAAGAGGUUAAUCCUAACAAUAGGAAAUGAAGAGGUCAAAAGAGAAGUCAGCCACAAAGCUCUAAGCAAAUUGGGGGUGAGAGAGAAGUAAAAUGUGGGGGUACUAGGCCCGACCUCAGGAGGGGGUACCUGAACUGCUCCUUGAGAUGAGGAAGGAGGAACAACCUAUACUAAUAUACAUUGGUAGGAAAUUAUAUGCUAAAUUGGAGAACAGUGAGUAAUCCCCUUUGGCUGGUUCAUAUAAGUACAUGAAGGGCAAGUAGUGUGGAACAGGACUGGGGAGCUAGACUGAAGCAAGAUUCUGGUAGGCUUUAAACUCCAGACUAAGGAGUUUGCAUUUUACUCUAGAGAUGAUAAGAGUACCACUAAAAGUUUUUGAGCAGGGAAGGGACAUGAUCAGUUCUGUGCCUUAGAAAUCUGUGUAGGUCAAAAUAAAUUAGAGAGAAUGGUGGCAGGAAGACCAAUUAAGACCUUGUAACAAUAGUCCAAGCAAGAGGUAGGAGGGAAUGUGAAUUUGGGUAACAGCUGCUUUGUAGAAAAAAAAAACCAAAAAACACGCGAUGUUUUUGGAACCCAGUUCUGUCUUCCAACACAUUGGCUGUGCCUCCUAGCUGUGUUGCUUGUAUAUUUGAUAUGUAUGCCAUCAAAUGUUCUUUCCUUCCUUAAAUUUUCCAAGAUUACUUUGUUAGAAUCCAUCCUUUGCUCUUAGCUCCAACUGCUUUGUAUAUUUCUGAAUUCCUUUAGAAUGAGGACUAUGAAAGCGUGGAAAACCUUGUUUUUAAAUCCCUCCUCAGACCCUGACUCUAUAGCCAAGGGCAAGUCACUUGACCUUGCUGAGCCUGUUUUCCUCAUCUGUAAAUUGAAGAGUCUGUUAGACUCCAUAGUCUUGAAAGGUCCCUUUCAACUCUUAAAUAUAUGACCCUUCUUGUAUUCCUAGUCUCUAUCCUACCUUGCAAAUAGUAGACACUUGAUCUUUAUUGAAAACACUGAUAAAAAUACUGAACACACAAAUCCCUAUGACUUUCUACUAGAGGCCUCCAUCCAGGUUGACAAUGAAUUCAUUACAAUUUGACUACUAUUUGGGUCAGUUUUUCCAAUUAAGCUCUGAAUUGUGUCCUGCUAGCGUACAAUUACCAGCUAUUGCCCACAUCUCUCCAUCUUGUCCACAAGUAUACUGUCUAUGUGGGACUGUGUUAAGAAAAAAAAAUGGCUAAAAUCCAGAUAUUACAACACUAUUUCUUACUCUGACCUAUCAGUCUAGUAAUACUGGCAAAAGAGUCUAGCACGAUAUGCAGUUAAUGAAAUAAUGCCGCCUCAUAAUGAUUACCCCCUUCUGUAAUGUGCUUACUAACCAUUCUCUGACAGUAAGUUAUCUGAGAAUUUUACCAGGAAUCAAAUUCAUGUUCACCACCAAAUACUUUGAAGAAUCUACUGUCAUUCCCCUUUUGAAAAUCAAGACAUUUACCUGUCCUUAUUUCCCAUGUACGUUUCCUAUUCUUCACGAUUCCUCAAAGAAGUUCAACCCUCUUAUUUUACAGAAGAGAAAGCUGAGGCACAGAGGUUAAAUAACUUGCCCAAGGUCACAUGGUAAGUAGCAGAGCUUGGAAAAGGCUUCUUGACUUUAAAAAAGUUGAUUACCUUGCAAUUAACCACCUUACUAGACAGAAAAAAGAAUAAUGAAUUAUUGCUAUGACCAUCAAUACUUUUAAAAUUUAAACAUUCUAAAGUGUUCAGGGUAGGUGUUUUCCCCGAGUAUACAAAAGAAUGAUCUGAAAUACCACCCAAACUACCAGCGCUAGAAGGACAAACUAAACCAUUUCAAAGAUGUUGGUUAAGUAUUACUGGGCUUAGCUGCAUUCGUUAGAAAGCACCAACUCCUAAUGAAAUAAUAUUUGGCUUCUAUUGAUAAUGACAUUUACGCGCCUGUUUUAAUGCGUUGUGGCUGGUAACUGGGUUCUGGAAGGCCAGGCCAGCAGAAUACAAGUUCUGGCAAGUCUUAACCUGCCUUUCUUAAGCUAAAAAGACUUGAAGUAAACAAGUAAUAAUAUUAUGUUUCUCAUGGGCUGGUCUAGAUUGCUACAUUAUGAGGCUCAAAACCAAGGGUUAAGCCACUAGGUUAUUAAAAGAUUUUGAUCUCAGUGCCUAUUAAGGCAGAGUUGUGCGCUCUGUGAUAGAGACCAUCAAUAAAAUCAAGGAUCCUUGAAAUUCUGAAGUAUGGAGAUUACUGAUAAGCAAGGGUAAAAAUCAAAAUGCUUCCAAAAAAAAACCUUAAAACUACUGCUUAGUCAAAACUGAAAAGGCUUACACUUUGGUUUAAAAAUAUUUAUUACACAAAUGUACAUUUCAUGGUUUUGAAGAAUGUACUAUGAGUGAAAUCAACAUGAAGUUGUAAAUAUUACCAAAAAU
This is a messenger RNA of Vombatus ursinus (common wombat), 10952 nucleotides long. RefSeq names its product alpha-1,3-mannosyl-glycoprotein 4-beta-N-acetylglucosaminyltransferase A (gene MGAT4A). The transcript is spliced from 14 exons. Lineage: Eukaryota; Metazoa; Chordata; Mammalia; Diprotodontia; Vombatidae. The record is from RefSeq and is a predicted model, not a curated record. Gene Ontology annotation, molecular function: acetylglucosaminyltransferase activity. Gene Ontology annotation, cellular component: endoplasmic reticulum; Golgi stack; endoplasmic reticulum-Golgi intermediate compartment. Gene Ontology annotation, biological process: protein N-linked glycosylation. The coding region runs from base 114 to 1430 and encodes 438 amino acids.